This is a messenger RNA of Rhincodon typus (whale shark), 4297 nucleotides long. RefSeq names its product interleukin enhancer binding factor 3b (gene ilf3b). Gene Ontology annotation, molecular function: double-stranded RNA binding; single-stranded RNA binding. Bases 224 to 2368 code for a protein of 714 amino acids. NCBI's taxonomy places the organism in Eukaryota, Metazoa, Chordata, Chondrichthyes, Orectolobiformes, Rhincodontidae. Gene Ontology annotation, cellular component: precatalytic spliceosome. The record is from RefSeq and is a predicted model, not a curated record. The transcript has 19 exons.
AGUCCGUUAGCGCCGCGCGGGUCACGUGGUUUUUUUGUCCUCUGUGCAGUGUGCGGCCGUGAGCAGGCGAGGAUCCAAGGAGCUGCACCUGUGGUACAACUGUGCAUGAGGAAGGUCUGAAAGCUUGUUGUCUGCAAGCACUGGAAAAACUUGACAAAGCACCAAAGAAAACUCAUAAGCCAAAGAAACCCCCAGGCUAGAGCAGGUGGACGCUGAAGCCAAAAUGCGUCCCAUGCGUAUAUUUGUGAAUGAUGACCGCCAUGUGAUGGCAAAACAUGCUGCCAUCUACCCAACUCAAGAAGAGCUGGAAGCAGUACAGAAUAUGGUGUCACAUACAGAGAGGGCAUUGAAAGCAGUUUCAGACUGGUUGGAUGAGCAAGAGAAGGCUAGUGUUAAAGUAGAGGUUACUGAAGUUGCUGAACCACCAACAACUGAAGGAGAGAACAAGGAGGGAACGGAAGACCAUGACAACUUUACCAUGGAACAGAAGUCUACAGAACAGAAUGCCAGCCGGACCUUGCGUGGAGUGAUGCGAGUCGGGUUGGUGGCCAAAGGCCUCCUUCUGAAGGGAGAUCUUGACCUGGAACUUGUACUGUUGUGCAGGGACAAGCCUACUAAGUCACUGUUGACAAAGGUCAAAGACAAUUUGGCUGUACAAUUUGCGACGAUUACCGAGGAAAAGUAUGAAAUAAAUCCUUCAAUUAAAGAUGCAGCCAUUAUUAUAAAGAAUGACAAAGAGGAGCCAUUGACCCUGAAGAUCAAGCUGACUUCACCUGUGGUACGAGAAGAACUUGAGAAACAGGCUGCUGGAGAAACAGUAACGAUGAGUGAGCCUGCGGAUGUAUUGGACAGGCAGAAAUGCCUAACCGCCUUGGCGUCCCUGCGACACGCCAAAUGGUUCCAGGCCAGGGCAAAUGGGCUGAAGUCAUGUGUCAUUGUCAUCCGUGUUCUACGGGAUUUAUGUUCAAGAGUUCCCACCUGGGCACCACUUAAAGGAUGGCCUUUAGAGUUGAUAUGUGAAAAAGCAAUUGGAACUGCCAACAGACCCCUGGGUGCAGGAGAGGCAAUGCGAAGAGUCUUAGAAUGUCUGGCUUCUGGAAUUCUAAUGUUAGAUGGACCUGGCAUCUAUGAUCCUUGUGAAAAAGAAGCAACAGAUGCCAUUGGCAGUCUUACCAGACAACAAAGAGAGGACAUAACCCAAAGCAGUCAGCAUGCACUGCGUCUGGCUGCUUUUGGACAAUUGCAUAAAGUAUUGGGUAUGGAUCCAUUGCCUUCCAAACUCCCUAAAAAACCUAAGAAUGAAAAUCCAGUCGAUUACACAGUUCAAAUUCCUCCGAGUGCAUUUAGCACACCGGUAAAGCGGCCAAUAGAUGAAGACUCUGGUGAAGACAAGUCUCCAAAUAAGAAGAAAAAGAAAACUCAGAAAAAAGCAGCUGAGGAAAAAGUUGAACCUGCCCAAGCGAUGAAUGCAUUGAUGAGGCUCAAUCAACUGCGACCUGGUCUUCAAUACAAAUUAAUCUCCCAGACAGGCCCUGUCCAUGCUCCUGUAUUUACUAUGUCUGUGGAAGUUGAUGGAAAAAGCUAUGAAGCGUCAGGGCCAUCUAAAAAAACUGCUAAACUGCAUGUCGCCGUCAAGGUUUUGCAGGAUAAGGGACUUCCAACUGGAGUGGAACCUGAGAAAGUUGAAGAAACUGUGGUUAAAAUAGAACCCAAGCCAGUUACUCCAGCUCCUGCAGCAGUAACUGUGAAGACCGUACCUAUGACUCCAGAGGCUGAGAGUGCACGUCAGCAAGGCCCAAUUUUGACCAAACAGGGAAAAAAUCCAGUUAUGGAACUGAAUGAAAAACGAAGGGGGCUGAAAUAUGAAUUAAUUUCUGAGACUGGUGGCAGUCAUGAUAAACGGUUUGUUAUGGAGGUUGAAGUUGAUGGCCAGAAAUUCACUGGUUCAGGCUCUAAUAAGAAAGUAGCUAAAGCACAUGCUGCGCUGGCAGCUCUGGAGAAACUGUUUCCCCAUCAACCUCCUGUAGAAGUAAAGAAAAAAAGGAUUGUUCAGCCACAGCAACACAACAUGGGAUUUAGUGGUGGUAUGGGAAUGGGAGUGCUCCCUACUGGUCCUCCUGCAGGUCCUCCAGUACAACGAGGUAGAGGCAGAGGACGUGGAAGAGCUGGCAGAGGUGGAUUCCAAGCAUCCAACAAUUCUGGCUACUUGUCUUCUGGGACGGGCUAUGGAGGUGGAAGCUAUGGAUAUGGUGGUAGUGGUGGAGGAGGGGGUGGUGCUAGCUAUGGUUAUGGAGCCUCUAACUCUUCUGGUGGAUAUGCUGCAGGUGACUUUUUCAAAGACAGCUUCCAAGAUUUUCCCUCUGGCUAGAGGGUGAAAAUUGAUACAAAAACCUGUCCCUCCCACUUUGGUCUAACUCCUUUGAACUGUUGACGCCCAGAGUCUGCAGGCACGUUCUGGACUGUGUUGCUUCAUCUGGACUCUGACAUUUUGUGCCCACUGGUUUUUGACUUCGAAUUCUGGCAUCCAUCAGACAAGUGUCUUUUAUCUGCAGCAUUUCUAACCUUUUGACGAGAUUGGGGAGGAGACUUCUACAAGAUCACAGCAUCUGAAAAGCAAUAAAUCUGUUAUAAACAAUGGUAAAGCAAAAGGAUUAUAUUUUCCAAAGAAACAAUUCUGGUUCCCUGUAAAAACUGAUCAGGCCAGUUCUCUAUUGGAACUUGCAUACUGGUGGUGUUUAGAGGCAGGACUUGGCCGGAUCUCUGAACAGGCCCAAAUAAUUUAAGCCUGGAAUAAUAAUGUUUCAACAUAUUUGCAUUUAUGUGUUUUAAUGUUGCAGCUAUUCAUGGGUUCACACCUUGUGCUGUAAUGCAGUUGAUACCAGUGGGAAGCAUUUUUGGAUGGCGUUGUAGAUAAGACAUUUAAACUGUUGUUCAAAUGCUUCUAAAACUACAUGUAGAAAAUGAGCACUUGAAAUCACAGCCAGACAAGAUAAUCCCUUUGCAGAUUUAUCCGUCAGUGUUUUGUGUUUUAUUGUUAGAUUAGUUGAACAACUAGUUUAAGUUCUGAAAACAACAGUGAACUGGAACUGAACAUCCACAUAUCAUUUUGCUGCUUAAAAAGCACAUGGCUUCCCUGUCAUUCUGCCAGAAACAUCUGGCUUAGGGAGCUGAAUUCUUUUUAUGUCAAAGUGGGAUUCUCAUUCUUCAUCAUAGUGCCCUAUCAGCUUUUUUCACCCUUUUAUGACUGUCUCCAAGCCUUUGCCCAUGAAUCUGUUUGUGUGAACGUAAGUAUAGAGGAUUCAGUCUGUACAGACAUGAAAGUGUUCUAGUGGUGGUGUUUGUCAUGUAAGUUCAGGGCAACAUUCUCGGGGCAAAAAAGGCCUACUUGCCCAAUGACGCUUCACUUCAUAACUAAAUCUCAUCCGCCUCUAAUGCUAUAGCUCUCAAAUCCUUCUUUGUUCAGAAAUUUGUUUCAUUAUUGAUCAUGUUUACUACAGUUUUGAUGGUUUUUAAGGAGCUGUAUUUCCUGUAGAUGAGAAGAAAUUGCACCUGACUUCCUUUCUGAGCAACUCAAAUGUAGUUGUCACCUUGUUCUGAGCCAUGACUGUCCCACAUUAUGCCUAAAUAAAUUAGGUCAGUUCGCAGUGAGCUGGAUGUGCAGAUAUGGCUUUGGAUAUAUUUGGUAGUCUCAUGUGGGUUGCUAGAUUUCAAACAAAAAUGUAACUGCAGCAUCUGUUGAGAUUUUUUUUCUUAAAGCAAUUCCCUUUUGACAGUUUCACUGAUUUCCACAACCCUCAUCUGUUCAGACAAUAUGUGAUUCAGUGCUAGCCACCUUCAUUGCAGCAAGUAACACUGGGUCUCAUAUAUGCUGCAUCUGUAUUAAGUUAUUUCAAUGAGUGGAGCAUUCUUCCAAGUUUUAAUUUUUGAAAUUAGGCACAGCAUUUUAGGGCAGAGUACAGUGUGCUAACUGUAUGGUGAUAUUCAAAGUGACGGUAUUCUGGUGAUAUCUGGCUUUGUUGUUGCUGGUCUUGAUUUUAGUUGGUUUAGGUUGUAUAUCAGUGACAUAUUGGUCCUAUUACCAUCAAAUAAUACAGAUUUUAGGUGAAGCAGUCGGGUUGCAGUUAUGGGAUUUUGUGUAUGACCCAUUUUACUGUGCCUCCCAAUCAGUUGACAUUUUAAUGCUGUUUUUUGUGUUGUAACUUUUUUCUACAAAAGAACAAAUGUAUAGCAUCCUGAGCAGGACCGAUGUCAAAUUGUUUAUUCAAGUUCAAUAAAAGUUUGUAUGGAAUAAAACAGA